Messenger RNA from Cyanidioschyzon merolae strain 10D, 1278 nucleotides. Its product is annotated as DNA polymerase delta, subunit B. The coding region runs from base 1 to 1278 and encodes 425 amino acids. NCBI's taxonomy places the organism in Eukaryota, Rhodophyta, Bangiophyceae, Cyanidiales, Cyanidiaceae. The transcript has a single exon. Gene Ontology annotation, biological process: DNA replication; DNA strand elongation involved in DNA replication. Gene Ontology annotation, cellular component: delta DNA polymerase complex. The record is from RefSeq and is a predicted model, not a curated record. Gene Ontology annotation, molecular function: DNA binding.
AUGACAGGCACAAGGCCUUGUUCUGAAGAAAACGGCGCAGUCUCCAACGCUUCCUCCGAGACAUACGCGAACCUUGAUGGGCCAUGGGGCUUUGCGAUGCCAUCGGGGACCCUCGAACAGGCUAACUACAUGCAACAGUACAGCCAGCUGUACUUUUGUCGUCUGGCAGAAAUGCGCAACUUUUACAGCACCUAUACAGAUAUCACGCGAGUUGCGAUCUCGCAGCUGAACCCCGUUCAGACGCAAUGGGUUGUGGGCAUCAUUUUCAAGCAGAUGCCCUUGAAACCCUCGAUCCUCAAGAGCUAUGCCGACGACAUCAUGCUCACCGUCCCUGAACUGCGUCUCCUGAACUACACAUCUGGUGAUGAUCGCGUAUACGUUGAGGACGAGACUGGUCGUAUCGAGUGCGUGUUCCACCCCGAAGACCGCAAACAUGAUGUCGUCACGGGAAUGGUCAUUGCGCUGCAAGGGCUGGUAGGCGCGGACGGGCUCUUUCGCGUGAACGAGAUCCGACUGCCGAUGCAUCCCGCACCGAUACCACUGCCUUGUUCGGGACAAUCCGCAAAACAGUAUAUCUGCUUCCUGUCUGGGGUUGAUGUUCGCACGCCGGCGGCACAGCUCUUCCUCGACUACGUUACAGGCUGCCUUGGCGCCGAUACCGUCCAACUCGGGGCAUGCAUGCGAGUGAUCGUCGCUGGAAACCUUCGAGGCGAACGAUCCUUACUCGACCUUUUCCUGAAGACGCUUGCCGAGCACGUGCCCGUGGACCUUAUGCCCGGCGAGGAGGACCCCGUGCAUGCGGCCUUCCCGCAACAGCCAUGGCAUCGACUCCUGCUUCCCCAGAGCGCCUCGCAGGACGAUGCACAGAAUCGACUCGUUCGCUGCAGUAAUCCGCAUGCAUUUCAAAUCAAUGGUUGUCUCUUCCUGGGAACAUCCGGACAGAAUGUGAAGAAUUUCUGCCGCUUCUCGCGAGUUCGCAACGAACUCGAGGCGCUCCAACGACUUCUCGAAUGUGGACAUCUCGCACCGACUUGUCCGGAUACCAUGGCCUGCGUCCCGCGAGGCGACCACGACCCCCUCGUUAUCCGCGAGGUUCCGCACGUGCUUUUCACUGGCAACGCGGAUACCUUCAGGUACCAACAGCGUGUGUUCGGGGCAGCUCGAAACGCAGGGACGGCAGCGCCUGUGACGUUGCUGACGGUUCCACGUUUUGAUGCGACCGGCACUGCAGUGCUGCUCGCACUGCCUGAAUUAACGCCGACGACUUUACAGUUUUAA